Molecule: messenger RNA, 10965 nt
Organism: Chiloscyllium plagiosum (whitespotted bambooshark)
Lineage: Eukaryota; Metazoa; Chordata; Chondrichthyes; Orectolobiformes; Hemiscylliidae
Gene: astn1
Product: astrotactin 1
Biological process (GO): neuron cell-cell adhesion; neuron migration
Cellular component (GO): membrane; endosome
Molecular function (GO): protein binding
Source: RefSeq, a predicted model, not a curated record
ACCCCCACCACACUCCCCCUAACUCCUUGCUCACUCCAGCCGUGGGUCCUGCCGUGGAGUAUUUGAAUGGAGUUGCAGUCUAGGCUUGCUCCCAGGUUAUCAGCACGCAAUUGGCUCCCCACCCCCAAACCUUCCUUCCUCAACCUUCUCUCCCCACCCCAUCCCUGUAUUAACAAGCCGACUGCUGGCUGAGCCUUUUUUGUUUGCAAUUUGUGUGUGUGUGAGGCUGGGGACUAGCAUUGGGCUGCUGUGAUAUUUGAUUUAGAGAGAGGGGGCAUGGGAGGGAGGGUGUGUGUGUGUGUGCUAUUCUGGGAUAUGAUGGUUCCACUACCACCACCACCGCCGCUGCUGCUGCUGCUGCUGCUGUCGGGGGCCGGGUUAGCGGCCGGCCUCGAUGCAAUGGACGGAGAAAUGCCCGCCAAGGACGGCGAGUGCAAACUGAAGACGGUGAGCGUGUCGGCGCUGCCUUUCCUGCGGGAGAACGACCUGAGCAUCCACACGCCGCUGUCGGCCGAGCCCAAACUCCUCUUCUCGGUCAGGAACGACUUCCCCGGCGAGGUGGUGGUGGUCGAUGACCUGGAGAAUACCGAGCUGCCUUACUUCGUCCUGGAAAUAUCUGGCUCUUCAGAAGAGAUUCCCCUUGUUCGCUGGAGGCAGCAGUGGCUAGAAAAUGGAACCUUGCUUUUCCAUGUUCAUCAUCAGAAUAUUGCCCAUCGCUUACCAGGGCUCGUCCCAACUAUCUAUUCCCAGACAGAUUCUGCUGAGGAAGAACUCCGAAUCCUCCAUAUUUCCGUGAUGGCAGGGAUGAUCGCCUUGCUACUGGCAAUUUUGUUCCUUGUGAUGAUUCUGUAUACUCGGCGGAGAUGGUGCAAGCGGCGCCGUGUUCCACAGCCACAGAAAAGUGCCAGUGCAGAGGCAGCAAACGAAAUCCACUACAUCCCAUCGGUGCUGAUGGCCGGGCAGACUCGGGAGAGCGUGCGGAACACCCGACUGCAGGGUCACAACUCCAGCGGCUCCAUCAGUAUCCGGGAGACGCCGAUACUCGACGGAUAUGAGUACGACAUUGAUGACCUUCGCCAACAGCUGCAGAGGGAGUGCAUGAAUGGCGGGGAGGAUUUCGGCAGCCAGGUGACACGUACCUUGGAUUCUCUGCAAGGUUGUGAUGAGAAAACCUGUCUGGAUCUCACUCCAGGAAGUGACACCACCAAGCUGUCGCUCAUGAACAAAUACAAAGAGAACCUAUUAGCCACCAGCCCUGUGGACAUCAGCCACCAGCAGACAGCACUGCUCCCACGUAGUGCCUCCGGUGGACAGAGAAAGCGUUUCACGAGUAAAUCCAGAGCUGGCUCUGCCUUUUUGAACCCUGAAGGUGAUUCUGGGACUGAAGCCGAUAAUGAGCCUCAGCUAACAUUCUACACUGACCCCUCCCGCAGCAGGCGCCGGAGCAGAGGUUCUCCCCGCAGCCCUAUCAAUAAAACUACCCUAACGCUGAUAAGUGUGAUUGGCUGUGUAAUUGGACUGGUUUACGGCUCACAUCUGAACUGUCCUUUGUCUGUCAAAGUUGUUCUCCAUGUCCCAGAACAUCUCAUUGCAGAUGGAAGUAGAUUCAUACUGCUUUAUGGAAGCCAGUUGAUUGCGAAUGACUGGUUGAAUCCGGCUCAGGUGGUGCUCUAUCACCAGCAGAACAGCAGUGGUCCUUGGAUGAUGGAGCUGUGUGGGCGGCGCCUCAUUGAUCCCUGUGAGCAUGAGUGCGAUGUGGAUACAGGUGAAUGUGGUUGCAAGGAAGGAUAUACAAGAGAUCCUGUUCACAAGCAUCUCUGCAUCAGAAAUGACUGGGGCAUAAACCAAGGUCCCUGGCCAUACACAAUGUUUCAGCGUGGUUUUGAUCUGGUGAUGGGAGAACAGCCAUCAGACAGAAUUUUCAGGUUCACCUACACACUUGGGGAAGGAAUGUGGCUGCCGCUGAGUAAAAGCUUUGUCAUUCCCCCAGCAGAACUUGCCAUUAACCCAUCAGCCAAAUGCAAGACAGACAUGACAGUGAUGGAGGAUGCAGUUGAAGUCAGAGAAGAAGCCAUGAUCUCUGCUUCCUUUGACAGCCUUGAGGUUCUCCUCGACUCUUUUGGUCCUGUAAGGGAUUGCACAAAGGACAAUGGUGGCUGUAGCAGAAACUUCUGCUGCAUUUCUGAUCGCAAACUCGAUUCAAGUGGUUGUGUAUGCCCUCUGGGACUCAGCCCGAUGAAAGAUGGCUCUGGCUGUUAUGACAGACACAUUGGUAUUGAUUGCUCAGAUGGGAUGAAUGGUGGUUGUGAGCAACUGUGCCUGCAGCAGACCAUGCCUCUACCAGAUAACCCCUCGCACUACAACAUUGUGAUGUUCUGUGGUUGUAUUGAGGACUACAAGCUAGCUUCAGAUGGAAGGAUGUGCCAGCUGGUUUCUGAAUCAUGCGCCAGUGGCCUAGACUGUGCUGAUGCCAGCCUUCCCCUGAACCAGACGCUCUUCAGAGAUCUCUUCUAUGGUUACAAUAACCAGACUAAGGAAACUGCAUUUGGCCAAGUGUUCAUGGGUACAUUCCGACAGAAGAAUGUGAUGAAUGGUAUAUCACAGCAGCUGCCAGAUGGAAUAGUUGUAUCAGCUCUACCCAGUGAAAGCCAUUGUCAGGAAUUGCUGUCUGAACCCAUUCCGGAUCCAGAUUACCUCACAGGAAUGGUUAACUUCAGUGAAGUGACAGGAUACCCUAUGGUGCAGCACUGGAAGCUCCAAUCAAUCCAGUACCACGUAAAGCUUCACCAGAAGACCCUCUCUGCAGUGUUCAGCCAUGCUAUCCAUUCUCUGGACGGAGCCACACUGCGGAGUGACUUUGCAUCAGUGCUGGAGGAAUUUGGCAAUCACUACAUCCAGGAGGCUGUCUAUGGAUUUGAGGAGACAUGCACCAUCUGGUUUCCAAAUCGUUCCGUUCAGAGACAGCUGUGGAUGGAAUAUCAGGAUAUUAGCAAAGGCAAUUCACCAUCUGAUGAAUCAGAGGAACGUGAGAAGGAUCCGAAGUCUUUAACCUUUCCCGCGUAUGUUAGCAGCCUUCUUGAUUCCGGCGAUGAGCUGAUGUCAUCAGGGGUGAGGAUGUACUGUGAAAACAGGGGAGGUUGCCCUUCAUCCUGCCACCUAUGCCACCGAACAGGAGGCCAGAACAGGCAAGAAGAGCCUGUCUUACUGGAAGUCACCAAGGCUGCUCCCUUGUAUGAACUGCUGAGUGACAACGAGACGCAGAAAGCCAUCUAUGAGGCAAUGUUGAGCCAGCUCUGGUGUUCAGGAGGCGGUGAUGUUAUCGAUGACUGGUGUCGAUGUGAUUCUACAACGUUCAGUGUUGAUGGUCUACCAAACUGUGCACCCCUGCCUCAGCCAGUUUUGCGAUUGUCACCGGCACAUGAGCCCAGCAGCUCAUUGGUGGUUUUGGAAUGGCGCCACACUGAGCCCAUCAUCGGGGUGAAAAUUGUGGACUAUCUGAUCAGUUUGGAAAGAGUCACCAUCACCGAUCGCACAGAAACGUCCAAGAUUGAGACGGAGUCAGUGCUGAGCUUUGUGGAUGACAUUGCCUCUGGAUCCAAGACUCCCUGUGUGAUGUUGGGAAAAGUUCCAGACAAAGUUUCAAACUCUAUAUCUUUGAUCAUCAGAUGCCUGGAGCCUGAUACUACGUACAUGUUUACCUUGUGGGCAGUGGAUAACACUGGAAGACGUUCCAGACCCAGCGCUGUUACUGUUAAAGUACCAUGUCCACUUGUAGAUGAUGUGAAGGCUAAAGAAAUUGCUGACAAAAUCUACAACCUGUUCAACGGCUACACGAGCGGAAAGGAGCAACAGACCGCGUACAAUACCCUGAUGGAUCUGGGCCCGUCCACCCUGCACCGAGUGUAUUACCAUUACAAUCAGGACUAUGAGCACUUUGGAGAAUUCACAUGGCGCUGUGAGGAUGAAUUGGGCCCAAGGAAAGCUGGCCUGAUCCUGUCCAAGUUGGAGGAGCUGAGCAGCUGGUGCAGGAGUCUACUGCGAGAGCCCAAGAUCAUUCUGCGGCGGAUUUCCUUGAAGUACCUCUCGUGUCAGUAUAGUGAAAUGAAGCGUUCAGGAAUAAACUGGCAAGACCUGAGCACGGAGGUGAAGAAGAUCUGUGACGAGCAGUUCCUGACAGUGCUGUACAAUGACUAUGGGGAGCACAAGGAGUUCUAACUAAGGAAUGCCCUUUUGUGCCCACCCACCACACCCCACCCCCCACCUUUGCCAGCUGUGUCAUGCGCCAUCCACACAGCCUCCUGGGUAAAAUGUUGCUUGGCUCCCUGCAGUUGUUUUGUGGAGAUCGUUAAACCCCAGGCUCACUUUUGGUCUGGCUAUAAAACUCUGAAUCUGUUUGAUGUGUCAGCCAAACAUGCAGAUUGUUUGAUUUUUAACUUCUUCACUGGAAGGUUUGGAAGGAAGAAUGAGACAGCGAUAAUAAUGUUUGUAUAACAUGUAUUCCCAGUACUGAAGUUGUUCUAUCAUUGGUGUAGGUUGCAACACACUUUGAUAUCGUUGUACUGUUCCGUUCAUUUGACUAUUGUCUUAGAUUAGCAGUGUUGUAUUUUAACACGCAGUGGUCCUUUCUCAAAUCCAAAGCUGCCCAGUCAGCGAUAUGAAGUUGGGUUUUUGGUUGGCUUUAGAAAGGUGGAGAUGACACGGUAUUGGGCUAAUGAGACAGGGCUUGGUAUGGCAUCCAGUGUUCCAUUGUAGAGGAAGUUAUCAGAGCCUAGUUCCUGAUCUGUCAAGAGGUUUAAAUAUGGCAUCUGAUACUUUUCCCAUAGUAAGAGGAAAUAUAGCUCCCCAUAUUUGGUUUUGAAUUGAUGUCCCGUACCGUAAGGGAGAGAAGUAAAUUGAAACACUUGAUCCUUUGUUGGUCACCUUACAUUCUAGGAAAUAUUCAAGCAGCUCACUGAGAAGUCAAACUGUCUGAUCCAGUGAGUGGCAAUUCUAGUAGCCUUCCGCACCCUCUUCCCCCAGCCCCACAUAUAUACACACACGCACACACAAAUGUGCACACAUGUGCGCAAAUAAACAUGCAGACACCACCACGCCCAUCUAUAUCUUGGACCACAAAUAUAACCUUCGAUCUCUUCCACCCUCUGCAGCCCAUUUUCUGAAACACUCUCUGUCCUCCCCUCCAACAAGAAAUGUGAGAACCUGAUGGAGCUGCUCUGACACUAAGAUUGAGACAAUCUGGUCAGCUGCCUGACUUCCUCCAGUCCACUGGGCCAAACAUGCUCUUUAACAAUACCCCCACUCAAGUGUCUCCCUGGCCUAGCCUGAACUUGCCCUCUUCCCACUGAAUAGCUGACUGCACAACUUCUCUCUCAGCAGCCAGCCCCUCCGACUCCACACAAGCUGAUACUGGUAAAUGCUCUGUCUCCUCCCCCAAAUCUACUGUUACCAUGCCCCUCCCCCAUCUCCUUUCUUGACUCCCUUCAUCCUUCCAAAAUAUUGUACCAUCUUCAAUCUCCUUUUCUGUUCCAAAGUCCUUGAAUGUGUUGUUAGCUCCCAAAACUUUCACCUCAGCUCAGUGUUUCAGUUAGAUUACACUGCGCUUUCUUUUUCUCCCCCAAAAGACACAAAUUAUGACUGUGGCCAUCGUAAACUAUUCCUCCUCAGCCUUUUUUGAAGUUUCUGCAGCCUUUCACAUAACUUGAUCACACCAUCUUCUUCCAACACUUGUCCUCCAGCCUCCAGCUUGGUGGAACAGCCUCCUGCCAUCCUUAACCAAUCUAGGCUUCUGUUCUUCUGAUGCAGUUAGCUCUGGGGACCCGUGGGUUUCAUCUGUCUCCUAUUUCAAGCUGCCUUUGGGAGACCUCAUCUCAAAAACACACACUGCAGCACCUCACAAAUACCUCACUCUCAAUUCCAUCAUGUCGCCAAUGUUCGAAAUGAGACCAACAGAAAUGUUCUGCAACUAAUUGUUGGGAAGAUCCGAGCCAUUGGAGUCAACCUUAGCAUCAGUUAAAACCCUCAUCCAAUGGCUUUGUUAUGGAUGAUUCCAAGGUGCUGUCAGCAAGUCUUCCAUCAUCCACUGUCUAGAAGCCAUCCGAAACACUGCCCUUUCUAUAGCACCCUACAUUUCCCAUUCCCACUGAUACACACACAGCAGCCUUAAAGAGUUGAGUCCUUGCUUUCCAAUUCUUCCAAUCCACCCUUGUUUUACCCCACUCUACCCCAUCCUAUCCAGUCCAACAAUCCUCUGAUAUCAUUCAGCCUGUUCUGUCGACCCCUUUGGCGACUGUGUCUUCACCUGAUGAGGACCUAAAAUUUUCAGUUCUCAAAUGUUGGAGAGCACUCCGGUGUUGUACCAGGGGUUGGAAAAGGCACUGUGACAAUGCACGUAAUUUUUACAUGUGCGCACCCUCAAAUGGUUCAGUUAAUACUUCAGAAUUUCUCAAUCCAAUGGAAAGAAGAGAUUACUCAGUAUCAAGAGGGCAAGGAGCAUGGGGUACAAGGAGCAGGAGUAGGCAAUUCACCACCUUGAGCUUAUUCCAUUAUUUAAUAUGAUCAUGGCCAAUUUCAUCUCAGCCUCAACUCCGCUUCCCUGCUUGCUAUCUAUAACCCUUCAGCUCAUUUAGGAUCACAAAGGGACUUAACCACGUGUAGAUGAAAGUUACUGUCCACUAAUCUGUUUAACUGGAUUUAUUCCUUUCGAUUCACCACCUCUGAAGACGCAGCAGUGAGUAAAUUGGAUGAGCUGUUUAUAUAUUACACGGAUUGGACCAUUCAGGAGAAACAGAUUUAUUUUGUACGGUAUAAGUGAGAUGUACUACAAUGCUAUCAUUCAGGGAAAUUGCACAGAGUUAUCGUGUCACUUGGUCACUUCUCCUGGAAGAGGGUGAACAUGGUACUGACUGGGCUAUCCUGUAGAAAUGGGAUCACUGGAGUAGAAGUGACUUAACUCGAUCACCAGGCAGGUCGCUCAAGUCAGAAGAUUUCCUGGUAAAAUUAACCUGAAAUACCACCCCUUUCUCCCUGGGACAAGUGAGAUAGAGUGGGGCCACUGUAAGCGGUACAGGGUCAGACAAAUGGUAAGAAGGGCCGGCUCCAUUCUCUUCGACUCCGUGGCAAUUGUUUUAGAAGCUGUUAAGCAAUGUUGUCCUCAUCCCUCCCAUCUCUUCAACCAUACCCUCCCUGAAGCCCUCCAUGCCAACGCAAUACUAUCUUUCCCCAUGUCCUGUCUGUAGCCAUUCACCAGUAUCCACCAUGGGCAGACCUCAUGGGAAUGAAAAAAAAUUAAACUUCUAAUACUCUAAUUUUGCUGACCCUCCUGCAUAAUAAAUAUCUGCCAUCAUAGAAUCCAUUCACAAAGCCUUAAAACCUCCUGAAGGGAUUGGAAGAGAUUAUUCCUAAUAAAAAUAAAGUUCUAUCUGGUUAUCAAAGACAGAUAAUUCUUUAAUACUUGAACUGUCAGUCAGUCUAUGAACUCAGAAAGCCCUGCUGAGACAAUUGUAGGUUAUGAAACUCAAUUAGAAUAAAUCCCCUGGUAUCUGGCACAUAUAGGGAAUGUGGGGCAGGGGAAGUUGCUGGUUACAUGAAUGUGCCAAUUGCAGGACCAGUCAGAAAUACCAUCAAUGAGGUUUGAUCAAAAAGAGAGAGAGAGUGAGAGAGAGAGAAGUGGGGAAAACAAGUAAAUUAUCUAUUCCCAGAGUAAUGAAACUUAUGUUCAUUGAUUGUUUUGCAUGCAAAUUCUGGAUAGCGGGACAGUAGGGAUUUCACUUUAUAAAGUAGCUAUUUGGUAAUGUCAAUAGAAAACUUUGCCGAAACAACCCGAUCAAAUGCCAUUAUGUUUUUGUUUGUGACCUGAACAGAUGGCCAGUCAAUCAAAACAGUUAGCAGAAAGUGAGGACUGCAGAUGCUGGAGAACAGUCCUGCAGAGAUUAUUUUAACUCUCAGUGACAUCUGUAGCCUGUCUUAUUUUUAAACUUUAAAGAGCAGAGGAGUUAAAGUGCUCCGGAUUGUGACACUUAAACUUUCAAGAGCAUUUAUCUCCAACUCCAUCAACUUGUGGCUCCCACACCACGAUUAAGGCCCAUGCAACAAUUAAAAUGGGAUCUGUUUGGAUGAAGGCACAAAUAUCAAAUGGCUUUCUGAGUUUGGUUUCCAUUUGUGCAACUCACGACACUCAACCCCCGCCCCCCCCGCCACCGACAAAGAGUGGGACUUGUUAGAAAUGAGGGCCAUGGGUGCCACUGGGCGUAGUGAUCUUAAAGAAGUGCAGCAUCUUCAAAACUCUUUGAAGUUUUGAAGCAAAAAUCCAACACACAGUGCAAGCUCCAUUUUCAACUCCCAUGUUCAGUACCUCAUUUGACACUGUCAGUUUGAUACUAGCAUCCUCUCCAAAACCUGCAGUGAUCCAUUGGGUGGUGUUCCACAUCCUGCUCAUGUGUAAUUGCAAACAUAUCUGCACUGAUUACUCAUAUUGAAACAAUUCUCCAAACAUUCUUCAGCAUGCAGAUUAGAUUAGAUUAGUGGAUUCCUCACUCCCAUUAAGUCUAUUUACAGAUAGAUAGGUGCAUGAUCUACAAUUAAGUGUUUUAAUAUUUAUUCAGAAUAGGCUUUUUUAUAUAAGAUUGCCAAUUUUUGAGAUUAUUGAGGGUAUGGUUACUCCAAGGUAUCAUGUGGUAGCAUUUUGUUAAAACACGUUAACAGACUGCUAACAAUUUAUUAAGCAUCAGAAAACAAACCAGUAAAAGCUGGUAGUCUGGCUGUUUCUACGAGAAGACUGCAUUCCUCAAACCAAAGCUAGCCACAGUACUGAAAAUGUCAGCAGGCAGAAUAGAGGGCAGGAGACCUUCCACUUGUGUAAAACUGAAAUCUAUUGCACUUUGUUCAUUAAAUCAUUUGUUUCUAUAAAAGUCACUGUUAGCCACAUUAUAACCUUGCUCAGACAGUCCAGUGCUUUAAUCACCCUUUUCCCAUAUUCUAGUGUAAACCACACUGAAACGUGCUCUGUGAAGCAGCAACACUUUGUUCGAGCUUUGUUAGUUUACAGGUGCGAAAGCCCAAGUAAGUGUUCCUGCCUACUGUGCUUUCUGGCAUUAAGAAUGUGACAAUGUCCAUGCUGCUCUUAUACUUCUUUGCAGGUACAUAACCAGUCACCCUAGUUUCUGCCACCUGCAUCACUGUCCCAUUUACAAUGUCAGUCUGUGGUGAGGUUUGAAGUAAUAUUGGAUAUCUAACUGCUGUACCUCUUCAUAUAAACAUGCCAUUGUCUAGUUUUCCUAAAUAUAUCGAUGAUUGCAAUGGACUUCCCAUUUGGCUGGACUUAUCUUAUUUGCUUCUGACCCCCGCCCUUAUUUACCUAAUCCAUGGUUCUCCCUUCACAGCAUCCUCCUUUUCCGUCCAGACCCAUUUUAACCCCCUCUUCUCUGUUCUCCUGUCUCCCAUCCAAAGAGUUAGCCUGCUACUGGCAGCCACCGCUUGGCUUUGGCCUCCUUAUGUGCGUGUGUGUCUUUGAUUGAUCCCUGGUUUCCUUUGGCACCUGUCCACAAGUCUGUAACCACUUUCUUGAUCAGCAGAACUACUGCCCGCUCCUUGGCUAUUGUUGCUUAAGAUCUGCGUUACACAGAUCAGAUGCUAAUUUAUGAGUGAGACCGCUGCCCCCAAUCAGGAAAGCUAAACAAGAGGCCAGUGAUUGAAUUCCAGGGUGAACCAUGGACUUCUCCUAAAGCUUUGAUGUUUACAGCCCAUGUGUAUUUUAACUUGAAGAUUAACGCUAUGAGUUUAACAUUAAUAAGACAAUCCUGCCAAACAUCACUCAGAGAAACAACAUUGGCCAGCAUCCUUUGACCAUCUGUGUUGGGAGUCAAACAGAAGGUGUUGUCCAAGGAAAAUUGGUCUGCAUGAGGCACCCUUUUCCAUGUAUUACAUUUUGAAUUGUUUCUUAGAAAAAUUCCAAGGAAUAGUUUCUUCAGCGUUCCUGUUUAAAAUAAGGAGCUCCACAUCUAAAGCUCCAUGCAUUUUCCUCCUCAUAAAUGAAAUACAGUGGAAACACAAGAGUGUUGCAUCACCUCUGCUGGUGAGCACAGUGUGCAGAGCUAAGUCAAACCUUUUUACUGUAAUUUCUUCUGUUAAAGCAAGUCCUGUUUUAAAGUAACAACUAGUAUUUUAACAACAGGACCCCCUUCGGAUCUCUCAACCUGCUUGUGUAACCUUUGCAUUAUUCAAAUAGUUAGAUAUUCUCUGAACUGCAUUAGCCCACAGGACAAGCAGGUACAGAAUAGAGUUUGUAUACCAUACCUGUGACCCAUGUUGUCCACAUGCUACUUCUAAUGGUUUCAGAAGCUUCUUACUCUGCCAAUUCCAAACAAAAUCUGUGUUUGCAUCUCCUCAUAAGAAAAACUAGCAAGUUUAAAAUAACUGAGCACACACAACAGGUAACCUCAAUAUAUUUAACCCUCAGACUGAAACGAGUCAAAGGGUUUUUCCCCUAACACGGUAUUUUUGUUAAGGCAAAGCAAUUCUGCAGCGAACAUUUUAUUUAGUUAUUAAGGACUGGUUGUUAUUGGUAAGAAUGUUAACUAUUUAAAGCUGAUGUCAAUGCACACACAGGCAUGCAUCAAUAAAGCAGUUGGAGGUCUCCUAGUCUUCAAAUCCUUGGGUAUAAUAUUUGCACUGCACUAGAGCAAGCUGCAGACCGAAUGCUUUCGUCGAUCAGGUGAGUUGUGACUAUCUUAAAUGUGCAAUGGCCGUUUUAAACUUAGGUGUGAGCAAAUGUGUUUGAGAUUUACACUCUGAUGAAGAGUGGUUUUAAAAUGAAAUGUAGUUGUUUGUACUCUGAGUUUUGAUAAUGCAGGUAUGCAGUGUUAUAUGUGCUGAUGUUAAAUGAGAGCUGUGAUCUAGUAAUGUGCACACAUUUUGGUCAUUGUUUCCCUGAAUCCACUGGCUGUUAAACAUAAAAUAUUGAUUCUGAGA